AUGUCAGGCAUCAGACGCGCUCUCUCCAGAAUCCGCGGUAAACAUGAAGGUGCCGCCGGCGAUGAGGAAAGCAGCAGCAAUGGCGGAAGUGCUUCGCACUCGCACUCCCCCCGCCGCUCGCUGGUCGGCUUCCUGCGCGAUCGUGAAGAUAUCUCCUCCUCCGAUGACCUGUCAGACGACUCGUCAGGACCAAUGAGUAAAAACCAGCAAAAACGACUUGCUCGCCAACAAGCUCGGCAGGCCAAAAGUCGUCUGAGUGCAGAACUCAGAAAUGACUCCGAACAACGUCAUAUCGAAAAGGAGGAAGAAAUCGCGCGUGAAGAGACGACCGAAAUGAAGGAACGGUAUGGCGAUUUGCCGCUUGUCCAAAGUCAGGAACGAACUGGUGAACCGCGUUUGAAGUUCACUGAUAUUUCGACCGAUUUGAUUGGCAAGGAGGUCACGUUUACUGCCCGUUUGCAUAUUAUUCGUAACAUAAGCGCCAAGUUGGUGUUUCUGGUGUUUCGUCAGCAGCUUACUACCUUCCAAGGUGUGCUUCAUGCCGAAGAAGGUAAGAAGUCGUUGGGUAUGGUACAUUGGGCCGAACGCCUGCGGACCGGGACAAUUGUUCGCGUCCGCGGUAUCAUGCAGUCUCCAGCUGUUCCGGUUCUGGGAUGUACCUACCACGAUAUCGAACUCUCCAUUGAACAGCUCCACGUUGUCGUCCGUCGUGAAGCCUCCGUUCCUUUCUCGGUCUAUGAAGCUGAGAUUCGCACCGAAGAAGAAGACCAUGUCGAGGGUCGUUAUAGCCACAUCCCCGAUCGCACUCGUUUGUCGAAUCGUAUUCUUGAUCUUCGAACCGGUACUGCGCAGGCUAUUUUCCGUCUCCAGUCCGCUGUUGGUAACCUCUGGCGUGCUGCUCUCGACGAGCGAGGGUUCAUUGAAAUACACACUCCCAAGCUGCAAGGCUCCGCAACAGAAUCCGGUGCAAGUGUGUUUCAAUUGAACUAUUUUGGUCGCCCUGCUUUCCUUGCUCAGAGCCCUCAAUUGGCCAAGCAGAUGGCAAUCGCCUCUGACUUUGACCGCGUGUAUGAAAUUGGGGCUGUCUUCCGAGCAGAAAACUCCAAUACUCAUCGUCAUUUAACUGAAUACACUGGUCUGGAUAUCGAGAUGGCUAUUGAGGAGCACUACCACGAAAUGCUCGAGACCAUCGAUGCAGUUCUAAGGAACAUCAUCACUGGAAUCUACAGCAAGUACCGUCGUGAAGUUGAAGCCGUCAAGCAUCAGUUCCCCUCGGAAGACGUCGUUCUGGCGGAAAAAACCCCCGUCAUUCCAUUCCAAGAAGCUGUCGCACUUCUCAAUGAUUCUGGCUGGCGCGGUGAGGAUGGUGAAUUGAUUCCCGCCGACGAGGAUUUGCACACACGCGACGAAAUUCGACUGGGAGAGUUGGUCAAGGAGAAGUAUGGUACCGAUUACUACAUCAUCGACAAAUUCCCCGUGUCUGCUCGUCCGUUUUAUACCAUGCCCGACCCCUAUGAUUCCCGCUAUACAAAUUCCUUUGAUAUGUUUGUCCGUGGUCAAGAGAUUGUGUCUGGUGGUCAGCGUAUCCAUGACCCUACAAUGCUGGAAGAAAACAUGAAAAAAGUCGGCAUCGACCCAAGCGCCAUGGAGGACUACCUUGAAGGCUUCCGAUGGGGAGCACCGCCCCAUGCUGGUGCUGGUGUCGGUCUCGAACGUUUCGUCAUGCUUCUUUUGAAACUCGGCAAUAUCCGUCUUGCCUCUCUCUUCCAUCGCGAUCCCAAGAGCUUCCCAGCGAAGCCACCUGUCCUACAACUCCGUCACAGCGAAUCUUCGACUAUCGACCCAACGUGGCAGAAAGAAGACCGUGGUCGCAGAAUCAGCGACGAAAAAGAAUACCAGCCUCUUGUCGAGCUCAUUGCUAACUAUGGCGAUGCGACAUCCACAUCCUGGACAGACGAGCGAUACCAAAUCUGGCGAGAUCCCUUCACUGGUGCAGCCGUUUCGUACGUUCCCAGCUACAGCUAUGCGAUUAUUCCUGGCGACCCACUUUGCGACCCGAGUCAAUACAACCGAGUCAUUAGCUCAUUCUUGCACUGGCUCAAACGCGAAACUAAGCUCAAACCCAUCUGGAUUCUGGUUUCACCUGCUGUUGAGGAGCUUCUUGGUGAGAAAUUGGGUUGGCGAAGCCUGUCUUGCAUUGCCGAGGAGCGCGUUGACCCCAGUCGUAACCUGAUGGCUUCUGACACUGAAGUCGCUCGAAAGAUCCGACAUGCCGAGAACGAGGGCGUCAAACUUGUCGAUGUUCCCCAUGGAGAACUUCCACCAGACGAGAUCCGAACAAAGAUCGACAAACGCAUCCAGGACUGGUUGGCCAACCGUAAGGGCACCCAGAUCCAUCUGUCAGAAAUCGCUCCCUGGCGCGACUACGAGCACCGCUGGUAUUUCUAUGCCACCGACAAGGAAGGAAACAUCGCCGCAUUUGUGGCCUUGGCCAUGCUCGCCCCCCGCCAUGGUAUGCAAGUGAAAUACAGCCUCGAUUUCCCCGACGCCCCCAACGGUACAAUCGAGCACAUCGUCACCCACGCGAUUCAAACCGCAUCCAAGUCAGGCGUCAAGUCACUCACUUUCGGCGCUGGUGCAACCGCCCAAUUGACUCCGGGUCAUCACAUGAAGGGCGCCAAAGUGCGCAUGCUGCAGCAUACCUACGAGGCAGUCGCGAAGCAGUUCCAUCUCACGCGCAAGAGCGAGUUCCGUAUGAAGUUGGGGGCACACGAGGAGCCGUUGUAUAUUGCUUAUCCGCCUCAAGGACUGGGAUCGCGUGGUAUUCGAGCUAUUAUGAAUUUCUUUGAGGAUUAA
Molecule: messenger RNA, 2856 nt
Organism: Talaromyces marneffei
Lineage: Eukaryota; Fungi; Ascomycota; Eurotiomycetes; Eurotiales; Trichocomaceae
Exons: 1
Coding region: 1-2856 (951 amino acids)
Biological process (GO): aspartyl-tRNA aminoacylation
Cellular component (GO): cytosol; aminoacyl-tRNA synthetase multienzyme complex; cytoplasm
Molecular function (GO): aspartate-tRNA ligase activity; ATP binding; RNA binding
Source: RefSeq, a predicted model, not a curated record